AUGAGUCGACCGGGAAACCCUAUUUUCUGUUUCUGUCGACUAAAUUUUGAGCCGCCCUUCUCCUCCUCCUUCCUCCUGCUCCCGGGGCGCAUAUUCGCCCCGCAUCGCCAUAAAUCCGGAGCAGGCAUCCCACCCAGCCGACCAACCGCACAGGAGCUUCGAGCCCCCCUCGACCCCCCGUAGCUGAGGAGCCCUGUGCCUUGUUUCCUCUCGUUGGCUCCUCUCCCCGUCCUUGCAGCGGGCGAUGGCGGCGGCGACGGCGGCCGACACCACCGAUGCGUCCACGGCUGGGCUCGCGCUCGCGGAGGCAAACAUCAACUGGGAGAGGUUGGACAAGACAAAGUUUCAUGUCAUUGGAGCAAUCCUAUUCACGGCCCAACAAGGUGUUCUGCAUCCAACAGCCGUUGUGAAGACUAGAAUGCAGGUUGCCGAAGGAGGGCUUUCACAUAUGUCUGGCUUUGCCGUUUUUAGAAGAAUAUUGAGAAGUGAUGGCAUCCCUGGUGUUUUCAGAGGAUUUGGCACCACUGCAGUUGGAGCUCUACCUGGAAGAGUCUUGGCUCUAACUUCACUAGAGGUGUCCAAAGAAAUGGCCUUUAAAUACUCUGAACGUUUCGAUAUGUCAGAAGCAUCAAGGAUUGCUGUAGCUAAUGGUGUAGCAGGCCUAGUGUCAAGUAUCUUUUCAAGUUCAUAUUUUGUACCGCUAGAUGUGAUUUGCCAGCGGCUCAUGGUCCAAGGGUUGCCAGGGAUGCAAACAUAUAGAGGUCCACUUGAUGUGAUAAAUAAGGUUGUCAGGACUGAAGGCCUCCGUGGCCUUUACCGAGGUUUUGGAAUUACCAUGUUAACGCAGUCUCCAGCUUCCGCCCUUUGGUGGAGUUCAUAUGGUGGUGCUCAACAUGCUAUCUGGAGGAGCCUGGGUUAUGUAAAUGAUUCACAAAAGAAACCUUCUCAAUCAGAACUUAUUGCUGUCCAAGCAACAGCUGGAACAAUUGCUGGCGCUUGCUCAUCAAUUAUCACUACACCAAUAGAUACCAUUAAGACACGGCUUCAGGUCAUGGACAAUUACGGGAGUGGAAGGCCAUCUGUUGUGAAAACUACCAGGCUGCUGCUACAAGAAGAUGGCUGGAAAGGUUUAUAUAGAGGGUUUGGUCCGAGAUUUCUUAACAUGUCUCUCUGGGGUACAUCAAUGAUUGUCACAUACGAGCUAAUAAAGAGGCUUUCUGUGAAGCCGGCACAGUGAGCUUUUGACUUCUGCUCCAACUGUUGAUCGUCAAAUUUUUGUGUUGGCCAUCUAGUGAGUCCAAUAUGGUGGACAGGGAUUGGCAUGUAAAACGGUUGGAAGUUCCUGAUGCAAGAUCUCCCUUUUAUAAACUCACAUCUUCUAUAGGAAGCUACACUCUGUAAAUACUACCCUAGCUCUGCAAGUGACAAAGGUGCUCUUUUCAGGAUGAAUAGCCAGAGGCUUGGUCUGGGUACCGGCGCACCUUGUAGUUGGUUGUAUGAGGUCCAGCGGUUGUAUGAGGUCCAGCGAAAAAUUUGGCAAAUAAUGUUGUAUCUUCCCAUCCAACAACGAGUUCUCACAAGAUCAGAAGCUUGAUUUGUUUUAGUUUUGUGUAGCUCAGUUCGUUGAGAAGGAUGUGGCAUAGCCAAAUCAAUGAAGACAAAUUUAAAUAACUUGCUGUUUUUUCUGUUAAACAUUCAUUGAUUGCUGAUGUAUUUCUAUAUGUAGCAUUGUUUGCCCUCCCGGUUCAGUUAGCAAAAAGCAUUUCUGCACU
Molecule: messenger RNA, 1772 nt
Organism: Brachypodium distachyon (stiff brome)
Lineage: Eukaryota; Viridiplantae; Streptophyta; Magnoliopsida; Poales; Poaceae
Product: solute carrier family 25 member 44
Exons: 6
Coding region: 245-1237 (330 amino acids)
Source: RefSeq, a predicted model, not a curated record